Messenger RNA from Adineta steineri, 510 nucleotides. The record is from the annotation of a GenBank genome assembly. Lineage: Eukaryota; Metazoa; Rotifera; Eurotatoria; Adinetida; Adinetidae.
GAAAUAACUGUAUGUUCAUGUUUUAAAGUAAAAACUUUUAAUAAGAAUUUUUGAUUUUCUUAGUCAUUUUUAACUCAUCUUCGAGAUGAAACUUAUCGAAAAAUUAUCUUUAAAAAACUAACUGAAUGUCGAAGAAUUAAACAAAAUGAAAUUAAUAUUUGUCAAGAAGAAAUUCAAGUUAUUGAUGAGAUUCUUGAAUUUAUUAAUCAAUAUCGUAUUAAACAUUCAAAUAAUCAACUGACUUCAGAUGAAAUGCAAAAUCCAGAUACAGAAGAUAUUACUUUAAAUAUGUUUGAUACAAAUAGUGAUUUAACUGUAUUUGAUAAUCCAAUUACCGAUACUACUGAUCAAUAUUGUCUUUCAAUAGAUUCAAGAGAUGAUUUGCCAAUGGACCCAUUAUCAUCUUUAUUUUCUUUAUUUCCAACAAAUCUUUUUUCAGAUGUAUCAACUAUUAAUGAUCCAGUACAAGAUAUUAAAAUAUUUAACAUCAACAAUAGAUCCAAUGAUUGA